CUCAGCCCCCCAAUUAAAAGUAGCUUAAUCAUUCUGACAGCUGCAAUCACCAGAAGGAGGUAAUUUCAUUACAAAGCCCCACCCCUCCAAUCGUAUGAUUGGCGCGUAAGUCGCCAAAAUCUGGCAGCGCAAACCCUAAACAACGUCUAAUGUACACAGUCCGGCGGACUGUAUGACCCAAGCCGCCCGGCAAGCGACGUGACGAAACGUACAUGCGAACCAACCAGCACCAUCGUAACAUCGCCACCCCGACCACAGCCAGCGGACUAGCCUAGAAGCGCCGUCGGCUUAACGCCCCGUCCACGCCGACGUCGUUUGUCGGGCACCACGGUGCUUCCCGCCGAUGCCGGUAUUGUUGGUGGGAAAACGGAGAUAUCCACACGUUUGUUUACUGUAGUGACCUUUGGCGAGUAGUCGGAACAGGAUCCCCGUCUGUCUCUCCCGUCAGUGCACCACCAGAGCCGCUACGGACGCACGCUUCGGGUUGGCCGGGUAAAACAGCGGCCGCACUACGAUCUGACCGAGGUGGCAGCCAUGCAGCACUACAACAUGAACGGUUACAACAUGCAGACACUGAGCGCCAUGUACAACCUCCACGCGCAGGCGCAGCAGGCGCACCCUGAGUACGGCCCCAGUGUGCAUGCGCUGACGCUGGCGGAGAGGCUCGCAGGUACUCCUGUCCCUAAUAUUAUUCUGGAGGCGCGGUACGGGGCCCAGCACAGGAAACAGCGCCGCAGUAGGACAGCCUUCACGUCACAACAGCUGGCUGCCCUGGAGAAAUGCUUCCAGAAGACACAUUACCCGGAUGUAGUCAUGAGAGAGAGGCUGGCGAUGUGCACCAACCUGCCCGAGUCUAGAGUACAGGUCUGGUUCAAAAACAGACGAGCAAAAUGGCGAAAACGCCAGAAAAUGCAGCAGCAGCAACACCAGAAAGAAGGAGAUUCCAAGAAGGACGACGAAGACAAGGACGGCAGCGAAGAAGCCAAGACGGAGGAGACGUCAUCGACUGUUGUCUCAAACGAUUCCGAGAGGCCGUCAUCGUUAGACGUCACACCUUCCUCAACACUAGAACCAGUGCUAGGCGAUGACGGAAAUGACGUCACAGCCGGAAGUGACGGUUCUGAGUCGGAUGGAGGCGAAGAUGGCGCCUGCGCAUCUGCCAUUGAUGAUGCCAUACACCAAAGAGAAGAGGCUUCUGCCACAACGCCAUCGUCAGAGACAAGUGAGCCACUGAACAGGAAGAGAAGGGGUUCUGCCUCCAGCAUGCCGACCACUAGUGCAGGUCCUGAGAUCUCCCGAACGAUGAGUUUCCUGACGCCUGGUUACAACUCUGCCUACUCCAACUCUCCCCUCAGCCUGCUGCAACUCCAACAGCAGUUCCAGCAGCACACCAUGAACAUCAACAACCUGAACAACCACAUGUACCACCACCAGACUCACAUGCAGGUUCCGGGGCCAUAUGUUGGCAUUGACCAUCUCCAGCAUCAGCAGCCGUCUUUUCACGCGGCCCCGCAACCAGCGUGGUCCAGACCGCCCGUUCUACCUCCAUCAGUGCCUCCACCACCAGCAGUCAGCAAGGAUAUGCAAAUCAACAGCAUCGAGAGUCUGCGCAUGCGUGCUAGGCAACACGCAGCAGCCCUAGGGAUACAUUAUUCUGACAUAUGAUAUCCUGUCGUCUGACGUCAUUCAUGACCGUUGUUUUAAAACUUCUGAAUCAUUUAUCUUGCCAAAUCUUCUACAAUAUGCAUCAGAUGUCCUAUUUCCAACUAUAUCUUCUGUUUUGAACAAAAAUAAAUCGUUUUCUCAGCUGUUACAUGCAAGCAAGUAUUGAACUUUGUUGACAUUUGGUAAAACACAAAUUAUGACCUUCGGUACCUCUAAGAUGUAAGCGGUCAGUGUUAUGAAACCAGUGAAAAGUUUGAGUUGGCUUGAUGUUGACCAGAAUUGCCAACUCGGUGUACUGCAUCUCCGCCAUGAGUAAAUUAUCACAAUCCUAACUUUCUUAGCCAAUGUCUAGAUCAACUAUUUUCAAUGAGAGAAAAGAAAGCUGCACCUUUAUUAAAAGUGUUUAUGACGUAUGUAUUUAUGAGACUCAUUUGGAGGCCGGGACGGAAAUAAGCAUUGCAGAAUUGACGUUAACUUAUGAUGAAAGUGUUUGUUCCUUUCCUUUCUUUCCUUUUUUUUCGAGCGUAUGUGUGAAACUACUAGUAUGUAAGAUCUCGUAAAUUCUAACGAGAACGAAAUCUCGUAAAUUCUCACGAGAACGCGGGGUGUAGGUUACAGAAUAGUGGAUUGUUACAAUAGAUGGCGUCGACAAUACUAUGUGUAAGCGGUAGCCUUAACGGAACACAGGGUAACACUUUUGUAUGUACAAAGAGUAUAUAUUAUAUAUUAUAUAUUUGUUGCAAGCUUAAUGUUAUGCACUGUACAGCUGUGUUGGCAACAUUUUGAAUUGUCUAGGAAUUGAUUUUAUUGACUUUUGCGUAUUGGUUGCUUCAUCAUGUAGAAUUCUAUUGAUUAAGAUCCCAAAGAUGAUUCCGAUUUCAUUGGAAAUGAACGCUGUCAUAGAAAGUAAUUGUAUCUUGUGGUAGUUUUCACCAGCAAACACACAAAGCCAAAGAUACAACCUUUACGCAAGGUAGAAUUCUGGCAUCAUUGUCUAAAAACGCUUUUACAUUUAGUUCAAGUAAGCAAGUUUGAUAUGCCUAAUCAUCUAUAGAAAAAAUUGACCUCCUUGGUAAUACCAACAUCCCUGAGUGAAAGCGCUCCUAGCGAUUAUAUGCACUACAUUCCCUCUGUCAUACACGAGCCAUGAGAGACAUACAUUGUAUUUAACAAGACAAUAAAGGUUGUCGUAAACAUAUUGUGAUAAAUACAUUGCUCUUUUCAAUAUCUCUGAGGCAAUGUAUUUGGUAUCUAAUACAGACAUCCAGAUUGUAAUUGAGCAAAAGUAUAUCUAUGGCCGUUUGGUCAACGCGCAAAGUUACAUACAUUUCAAUAAAUUGCAUUUUAGAUAGAUUUCAACGAGCGAACCUUUUGCUAUGAAAGAGGUCAUCUAAAAUCUACAGCUUCAAAACAUUAAUGUUUACUAUUCGGUGACUAGUACUGCUUGUUUAUCAUUGAGAGAACUUUAUACAUUAACUCUGAAAGCGAAUUCCUAUUAUACCAUGCUUUUAUGAACAAGUAACAUUUUCAUGUUUCACGAAAUGCAGCAAAGACAUCAAGUACAUUAUAUAUGUAAUUAUUGUGUCCUCAAGGACAUAUACCUUGACAUAAGUAAGCUGCACUUAGCUUUGAAAAAUGGUAUCAUCCAUGAGUAAUGCUAAAAAUUGGAUGAACUUUACAAAAAUUAAUGGAUUGCUUUAGAAAACCGUAUUGUCACCAUGCUACAUGUUAGCAAUGACUUAAUAAAUAAAUCUGAGGGAAUUUAAUUCUGUGGCAUAUUCAAGGAUUAGAUGCUAUGUACAAAGUGCCUUUGCUACAUAAAUAGUCGUAUUGAAGAGUGAACGUGUAAGAGCUGUUUUAGUCUUGUGUUCUAUGAGGCAAGGUAGAAGCCUGACGCUGUGCACAACUGUAUAUUUUCUAGAGUGAUUUUCAGCGUUUUGAAGCACAAAAUUUGCUCAUUUGACAGAUGCUCACGUUAUGAUCUGUGAAUAAAACCUCACCUCUGUCCUUUAUA
This is a messenger RNA of Branchiostoma floridae (Florida lancelet), 3679 nucleotides long. RefSeq names its product diencephalon/mesencephalon homeobox protein 1-like. Bases 535 to 1665 code for a protein of 376 amino acids. NCBI's taxonomy places the organism in Eukaryota, Metazoa, Chordata, Leptocardii, Amphioxiformes, Branchiostomatidae. The record is from RefSeq and is a predicted model, not a curated record. The transcript is spliced from 7 exons. Gene Ontology annotation, molecular function: DNA-binding transcription factor activity, RNA polymerase II-specific; RNA polymerase II transcription regulatory region sequence-specific DNA binding. Gene Ontology annotation, biological process: regulation of transcription by RNA polymerase II.